AUGCAUCUUCGAAAUCCAUAUCGGACCCCUCCGAACUUCGUUGCCCUGGCGGGAGCCUUUCCCGCUCUGAAACGACACUUGGUAAAAACCGGAGACUCUUACAGCAUCGACUAUAAGGACGAGAAUGCUCAGAGGCUCGUCCAUACGCUGCCCCUGCUGCACCGAGACUUCGGUUUGACCGUGAAUAUACCAGAAGGGAGACUGUUGAACUAUCUGCUUUGGCUCGAAGACGUGGUAAAUGCCACCCAUCUCGCCCUGGGGAGCGACGCGGAAACGCAGCCCAUCAUCAGAGGGCUCGACAUAGGCACAGGGGCGUCCGCGAUCUACCCUCUCCUCGGAUGCCGGCUGAAGCCCAACUGGACGUUCGCGGCGACGGACAUCGACCCGCUGUCUCUCGAAUGCGCGCGAGCGAACGUAAGCGCGAACGGACUGGAGCCGCGGAUCGCCGUCGUGGCCGUCAACGCGGACGGUCCGAUCCUCGGGGUGCUCGCGCAGGGUGAGCGGGGGAGCUCGGUGUUCGAGGAGCGGUACGACUUCACGAUGUGCAACCCGCCGUUCUACGCGAGCCGCGAGGAGGUCUUGCAGUCCGCGGAGGCGAAGGAGUUCACGCCGAACGCGGUCUGCACGGGGGCCGGCGUCGAGAUGAUCACCCCAGGCGGAGAAGCGGCGUUCGUCGGACGGAUGGUGGAGGAGAGCGCGGGCUUGUCGGACAAGUGCACGUGGGUGAGCGGCCACGCUGGGUCGGGUGGGUCGAGCUCACGAUCCCUCCCCCGAGCGCAGAUCGACAACCACGCCGUCGCGGAGCUCGUCCAGGGCCACACGAAGCGGUGGGUCGUCGCGUGGUCGUGGGGCGCCGCGCGGCUCCCCGACGCGAUCGGACGGCUCGCGCAGCCGGGCCUGCAGGGCGUGCUGCCGCCGCGCAACUCGCUGCAGCAGGCGCUGCCGCAAGGCGCGGCGAUGGCGAGCGUGCGCGCGGCGGUGCUCGACGUGCUGGCAUCGGUCGAGGGGGCGUCUGUGGCGCCCUGGGGGAGCGAGGGCGGGGUGGACGUGCUCGUGCGCGCGAGCAGGAACACGUGGGUGGACGGGGCGACACCGACGAUGUGGGUCGAAUGGGUGGCGGGGGUGGAUAGAGGGCUGUUUGAGGGGUUCGCGAGCCAUGUGGAGAGGAAGGUGGUCGCCGCGCUGAAGGCGGGAUGGGGUCGUAAAUCAGAGGGAGGGCAAGUAUCGAUGUAG
Messenger RNA from Epithele typhae, 1233 nucleotides. Its product is annotated as S-adenosyl-L-methionine dependent methyltransferase. Gene Ontology annotation, molecular function: 23S rRNA (adenine(1618)-N(6))-methyltransferase activity. The record is from RefSeq and is a predicted model, not a curated record. NCBI's taxonomy places the organism in Eukaryota, Fungi, Basidiomycota, Agaricomycetes, Polyporales, Epitheliaceae. The transcript is spliced from 11 exons. Gene Ontology annotation, cellular component: nucleus. Bases 1 to 1233 code for a protein of 410 amino acids. Gene Ontology annotation, biological process: rRNA base methylation.